Caenorhabditis sp. 36 PRJEB53466 is the source of this 5351-nucleotide messenger RNA. The record is from the annotation of a GenBank genome assembly. NCBI's taxonomy places the organism in Eukaryota, Metazoa, Nematoda, Chromadorea, Rhabditida, Rhabditidae.
AUGGGCAAGAAUACCCCACAGUCUUCACACAAAACUCCGACUGUCUCAAAAAGGUUUGAUAGUAUUUCUUUAUUCUUUAAAAAAAUGUGUUCAGCAAAUCGAAGAGCAAAGGAUCGGCGCAACGACCAGGGAAUUCAGUAACCACUAGCACGCCUACCAAAAAAAGUGCCAACAAAGUAAGUUAUUAGGUAUUUUAUUAGCUUAGUCGUAAACUUUUGUACAUUCAGAAUGCUCGACAUGCGGAGAUUAACGUCAGAUCCAACGGAGAACCGUCAGCGAAGAAAAAUCGAUUGAGCGAGAUAAAUUGUAGUGCGCGCGAGGCAAGCAGAAGACACACGACUAGUACGGAAGAAGAGGAGAAUCCGCGGAGAAGGAGAAAUCUGAAACAGUACGUACUAAGCUGACAGAAAUAUUUCUCACCAUUAAAAAGUGCAUACAUUUCCAGAGGAGAACCUUUGCCGCCACAAUGCUGUUUCUGCAAAGAGGAGCAAGUAAGCGGUAUGGAAUCUCUCAAACAAUGUCACGGAUGCCAAGACAGAUGUGAGUAUGAAUAGUAUAUGUGAGAACAGAAAAAACCAAAAAAAAUUUAGACCACAUCAGAAAGUGUCUUCGGUACAAAAAUGAGUUUGCGGAGAACAUACUGAACAACGACAAUUGGAUGUGCCCAAGGGUAAGCAGUCAGCAAAGUACUCAGUUUUCAUCAAUAAUUGUUUCAGUGUAUAACGUGCUCGUCUUGUGGCCAUUACAUCGACGAUCCGGCCAAUCUCGAGUGCACCGCCUGCUGCCGAGCAUGGCAUGGAAAGUGUGCGCAGAGAGGAUUCUGUCCUUCCGACGAAUUUGACGCUGACUGGUACUGUAACCAAUGCAGUCGUCUUAAAAACUUCCGAAUGGCGCCUACUCCCCCACCGCCGAAUGCGGUGCCGACCGCCACGAGACCGGCGAGAAGAAGCCGACCGAGGACGGAAAAAUUGGAAUUCGCCGAUUCUGUCGAUCCGAUUAUUGCAAUUCUCGAUCAGAGAGACUUUGCACAGGCCAUGCGCUAUUUCGAAGCGGGACUGAUCGAAGAAAAACCGGAACUAUCGUCUCAACCUAAUGAAGAACAAAAACCGCAGAAAAAGAAGAAGGACAAAAAGGCAAAGCCGUCGCUGUUAUCGGAAACGUCGGAAGACACGGAUACAGAUGGAGACGUGCCGUUCGUGACGAAUUUCGAUGCAGAUCUGUUAGUUGGAAUUGGUAUUGUUCAAACUCAGUAAAUUGCUUUUCAGAUACGCCAAAUCGUACAUGGAAGCAUAUCACGUCCAGCCGGGAACCAGUGUCCAGUCUAGAGAUCAGUGGCUGAGCUUCGGGACGGAAAAGAAGUGUAAAGCGAUUUACAAGUCCGCCUACAGAGAGCCGCUCUAUUCAGCCGAAAACCUUUACGCAUGCAAGUAUUGCCUGCACACAACACACCGGAGAGAGGACUUGGAACUGCACGUGGCUUACUGCGAAAUCAGAUAUCCGCCCGGAAAUGAGAUAUAUCGUUCUCUAGAUGAUAAUGUUUCGUUCUUCGAAGUCGAUGGAGCACAUCAAAAGAAAUACUGUCAGCAGCUGUGUCUUCUUUCCAAACUGUUCAUUUCUUCAAAGACGGUUUACGAGGAAGUGGAAACGUUCACGUUUUACGUUCUCUGCGAAAUCAUUCCGGAAGGAUUCGUCAUUGUUGGCUACUUCUCGAAAGAGAAGAAUCCAGCGAAGAACAACAAUCUCUCGUGUCUCCUGGUUCUGCCGAUGGCUCAGAAAAUGGGUUACGGACGACUUCUAAUAGACAUGAGCUACGAACUUUCUCGUCUCGAACGUCGAGUUGGCCAUCCGGAGCACCCGUUGUCCGAUCUCGGAAUUCUUGCGUAUCGAGGCUACUGGCGGUCCAGUCUGCUCUGUUAUCUCCGUUCGAAUCGCAAUUCGGAACGCAUCAGUCUGAAGGAAAUGUCGUUGGCUACGCGGAUCUCUCAAGUCGACAUUGUCAACCAAUUGAUGCUCGACAACCUGAUCGUUCUCAAGGGCGGCCUAUACUCAAUAAAGCUGGGAAAGCGAGCAUUCAAAUUCCCGCUCUCACAGUGUCGCCGUCGUGCCGUCGAUCGUUCUCACCUCAUAUGGGGCCCAGACGCGACUUCCGAACUCCUUGAUCCCAGUAAAAUUAACACUUACGUAUAAUAAUCAUAUUUGAUUGAUCUUUUGUACUUAAAUUUUCAAUGAAAGUUGUUCUAUGUAUUUUAACCGUGAUUAAGAGUCUCACCCAUCCAGUCAGGAAAUAUUGAAUGAAUAUUUUAUCAGUUUUAACACUUUUGUCCUUGUGAAAUAAAGUUUACAAACCUUUUUAAGUAUAUCUCUGUUUUCCAGUUUAGUGAAUUUCAAAAGUCAAUGCUGUUCAGAUGCCAUGUCGUCUCCGGAAAAUAACGGUUUAUGAGACUAAAAGUCGAUUUUACAUCAUCGGAUGCGAUAGCACCGGCUCCCGGUACAAUGUGCUCAAAAUCGACAGAAUAGACCCGAAAACACUGAUAACCGGGGAGCCGGAGUACGAUUACACUCGGGAGGAAAUACUCGAAUUGCUCGCGACGAUUUCCGAUGGCAGUUCUGGUGGGAUUUGACAGUUAUAGUGAAAAAGAAACGGAAAAGAAAGCAUUUCAGUUGUGUACAGAUCUUCGUCGAAAAAGGGAACAAAGAGCGGACUGGUGGAAAGAACGACGAAUGCAUUCGGAAUACUCGGAGUCGUCCGAUUCAUCGAGGGAUACUAUCUCAUUGUAAAUAUCAAUCUUCGGCUUCCUUUCUUAUUCAAUUCAUUUCCAGAUUAUAACUCGCGCCCACGCAGUCGCGACGCUCGGAUAUCAUCCGGUUUACAAAAUAGUCGAGGUGGCAAUGAUUCCGAUUGCGAUGGACGGAGUUUCGAGCAGUUCGGAGGAGCAGAAAUACGUUAAGCUGUUCCAGUCCGUCGAUUUAAGCACCGACUUCUACUUCUCGUAUUCGUACGAUUUGAGCCGCACUUUCCAGGAAAACGCGCUCAGAAGUGACUGGAAUAACAACGGACAACGGCGAUUGGAAGCCGAUGAUCGGUUAAUGAAACAUUCAACUCCAGAAAAAUUAAGUUUUUUUUCAGAUUUGUUUGGAACUCUUUCCUACUGGAACCCCUUCGGAACAACUUGAUAAGCGAGAGAUGGUUCGUCGAAAUAGUGCACGGAUACGUCCGUCAAGAGUACAUUUUCCUGCCCAUCGGACGCAUUUCGCUCACUUUAAUCGGCCGCCGAUCCACAAAAUACGCGGGCACUCGAUUCCUGAAGAGAGGAGCCAAUCCGAGCGGACACGUGGCAAACUAUGUGGAAACAGAGCAGAUUGUCUGGGAUAUGGCCACUUCGGGAAACGUCGCGCACGGCCGCUUCAGCAGUUUCGUGCAGAUGCGCGGCUCCGUUCCGAUGCGGUGGUCGCAGGAUCCGUCGACUCGUGGCGUCGUCGGAAAGCCGCUCAUUCUGAUUGACAACCACGAACCACACGCUCAGACGGCGGCCAGUCACUUCCGGGAUAUUCGGAACAAGUACGGCAAUCCGAUUGUAAUAAUGAAUUUGAUAAAACGAAACGAGAAAAGAAGGCACGAGGGAGUGCUCCACACUCAAUUUCUGAAGAACAUCGAGUACUUGAACCAAUUUUUGGACGAGGACGAGAAACUGUGUUACCUGUCGUUCGACGUGGCACGGUGCAACAAAGCCGCCAAUUCGAUGCCUUCGAUCAAUGUGCUCAAUGUGAUGGAGGACCUUUCGAUGAAGUCGAUUCUGAAGAACGGAUGGUUCCAGUCGUUCCCGAUCGGAGAAUCUCUCAAAUUCCGUCCGAGGGAAGGAUUCGCCACCUUGGAGGCGCGGUACUCGAAGGACGGGCGGUUCAUGGUUCAGCACGGCAUCUGCCGCACCAACUGUGUCGAUUGUCUCGAUCGGACAAAUGUGGCUCAGUUCGUGAUCGCCAAAGUGGCUCUCGGCUGCCAACUCUGCGCGAUGGGCAUUCUCAACGAGCCUAAUCUUACGCUGCAGAGCGAAGUGUGUCGUCUGCUGGAGGACAUGUUCGAUGAGCACGGGGACACGAUGGCACUGCAGUACGCGGGGAGUCAGCUGGUGCAUUCGAUCAAGACGUACAAGAAGACAGCCGCCUUCCAGGAGCGGAGGAGGGACGUGCUGCAGACGCUCUCUCGCUACUACAGUAACACGUUCAAUGAUUGGGACAAGCAGAUGGCCAUCAACCUAUUCUUGGGAGUGUUCCGCCCGAAAAUCACCAGUCUGAAGAAUCUGUGGGAUUUGACCAGCGACUACAAUCUUCAUUUCCCGUAUCCUCUCAAAAUGUACACGGAUUACUGUGCGUGGAUGUUGACGGAGAAAGAACUGGACGAAUUGGUUUUCUUGGAUUACGACGAGAAAGAGAAUUCGGAGGGAUACGUGGAAAUUCAACAGUUGGAAGGAGAUGGACGACGUGGAAGCGAAGGAAGCGAGUACAGAACUUUGCAGUUCUCCUCCGAAGAAGACUUCAGGGAUUACCACAAAACAUACGAGUUCACCUCAUUGGACGAUCGUAUCGGAAGACUUUCCAGCAUUGAAAACAGGGCGAUUCAGGUGGACGGAAUAAAUGAGGAACCGACAACUCAUGCACAAUUCCUCAAGUUGUGGAAGACUACGGUAAGGAAAUGUGGAAGAAUGAGGUGGUAAAUAUUCGAAUGUUACAGGAGACGAAAGAAAAAGAACCAAAAAAGACGGCGAAGAAAGAGAAAGAGGAGAAGGAAUCUGACGAUGAAGAUGACGACGAAGAGAACUCGACGCAGUGGUCGGACGUCGUAGAAGCGCAGAAGGAGUGGUACGAUCUCGUAAGCGCUCCGGGCAAUGUCACCGGAACCAAGUCGCCGUCGCCCCCGAAACGAGAUCCGACUCCGCCCCGCUCGAGAGCCCGCAAGUCGCUUCUGAGCACCGGUUUGCUCUUUGCGAAGGAUCUUUAUCACUUGGAUCAUCUGAAGACACAGCCUCAAGAACGGAAAUAUUACGAGAAGUACGCGAGAACCGCGUUCAAGUGUAAUGUGCGCGACUGGGAAAAGGUGAAACCGACACUGCUGAGCGAGUUCAAAAUCAAUCCGGAAUUGGAGCAGAGACGGCUCACAUUCUUCACUGCCGACGACUGCUUCAGAGUGAGAAAAAGAGCGAAAAACUCGGAAAACACAAUGGUUAUUUCAGACGGAAACUCCAGAAGUGAGUGGCAAUUCGGAGCGUUUCUACAUUCGGAGCGCCCGUCCGUUGACAACCGACUGCUCGAAUCGCGACUUUGAGUUCUUCUCGAAGUACAUGCCCGCUACAUAG